AUGCUUAUUUUGGUUGCCGACCCGACCACUUUGACCAACUUUAGAUCUUUUUCUCCACUUUUCUUCAUGCCUACGCCAAUCAGACCUGGUGAGACUGGCCUUCUGUUACUCAGACAAGGAUCUAUCGGCCUCCAUUCGUUGUUGAGCCCUGCAAUAACUGCCCUUCUCCCCCACCUUCGCCCCACUCCCAGUCCCAAUGAAGCACCAGACCGGGUAGCCGAGUGUCCGGUCAAUAUUGCAAAAGCUGUAUUGCGACUGGCUGAAUGGGCGGUUGAGUGGUGA
Messenger RNA from Protopolystoma xenopodis, 282 nucleotides. Lineage: Eukaryota; Metazoa; Platyhelminthes; Monogenea; Polystomatidea; Polystomatidae. The record is from the annotation of a GenBank genome assembly.